GCGGUGGCUUUGCGAAUCGAGCUGCAAUCGGGCGCCUCUCGAAAGCCCGCGGGUGCAUUUUACAGACAGACCACAGUGCAAAAAAAACACUCUACAAAGCCAUUAAAAUGUAGAAGAAAGCUAGCGUACCUUAAUGCCAGGAGAAUCAAAAUAGCACACACGCACGCACCAGUGAUAGAGUUAUACGGCUAUUGUGGACCAAAAAUGUAUGCUACUCUAUAGGGCCUAAUUGUUUUUUUUUUUUCCCCCGCGUUAAUUGUAAAACAUAUGCGUGUGUUAAUACGCAGCUCGUCUUAAAUAUUUACAACAUUUUACGUAUGUACGUAAAGCGGUCUGUAUUUACAACAUCUCGAGGUGCAAUGUUGGUUGUGAUAUAUUCUCUUUAAUUAAAUGUAAGCGUUAUCUCGGGGGGUGGUGGGGGGGGGGACGACACGUCACACAAUCGCCUCAAUGCUAUUAGCGUUCUUGUUCUACUAAAAUUGCGGCUAUAACAAUGCUCGGUCUCUUGGCGCAUUUACAAAAAAACCACUAAGUCAGCAAUUCAAGUGCUCACCGUGAUAACAAUAAUAUUAACCCCUCUAUCCGGAUUAAUCGUUCGAAUCCGGUUAUAAAAUCAGUUGAGGAAAAGCAAAAUGAUACAAGUUGCAGUCGUCUAAACUGUCUAAUACAACAGAGAGACAAGCGCCAUCGGGAAUGUGCAGCGUGCAGGCUGUGUGUCUUUAAUUCGUUUCAUGUCUGGGAGAGGGUAGUGGUGUUUUGGGGAUGGGGGUGGGGGGCUGCAUUGUUUCGCUCCCAACCCCGCGUCUCCCCCGACACCUCCUCCAGCACCCCCCUCUCUCGUCCGGCCACCGGGAUGUGGUGACGCGCGCCGCGAACCCGCGCACUCUUGCGCUCUGCCGAGCCGUGAGAGCGCGGUUCGCUACGGGACUGCGGCCACCCGAGCCCCCCCCCUCCACACCGCGUCGUGUCGGGGAUGUGGGGCACCCUCGCUCGCAGGCACAAGGAGAGGGGCGCAUGGUCGGCAUCGACGCGCCUCCUGGGACCAUGAGUGAGCCCCCACCGCUGGGCGCCGUGACACUGGGGCGCCUCGAUCGCCGCUCGUGGAGGUGGUGCUGCUGAUGUUGAUGGUGGUGGUGGCGAUGAUGGAGGAGAAGGGUUUCAAGGCAGAGCCGGCGUGCGCGGCAGGUAACGAGGAUGAAGAUGACACUCGGAGGGUUAUGCUGAACCUCACGGCGGAUGAAGCCCUAGGAUGCGAACCCGGGAAAGGCUUAAGUUUUAGAAUCCUAGCCGGGUGCCUGCUCUCCCUCCUCAUCCUCUCCACGCUCUUCGGGAACACACUCGUGUGUGCCGCCGUCAUCAAAUUCCGGCACCUGCGCUCCAAAGUCACCAACUACUUUGUGAUCUCUCUGGCAGUCUCGGACCUCUUCGUGGCCCUGCUGGUGAUGCCGUGGAAGGCGAUCACCGAGGUGGCGGGAUUCUGGCCCUUCGGAGCCUUCUGCAACGUGUGGGUGGCAUUCGACAUCAUGUGCUCCACGGCCUCCAUCCUCAACCUGUGCGUGAUCAGCGUGGACCGCUACUGGGCGAUCUCCAGCCCGUUCCGCUACGAGCGCAAGAUGACCCAGCGGGUGGCCUUCGUGAUGAUCAGCGUGGCGUGGACACUGUCCGUGCUCAUCUCCUUUAUCCCGGUGCAGCUUAACUGGCACAAAGCUCAGCACGUGCAGCAGACGUGGGAGUUCCACAACGCCAGUGGCGGCGCCGACGCGGACGCGAGCGUGCCCGAGAACUGCGACUCGAGCCUCAACCGCACCUACGCCAUCUCGUCGUCCCUCAUCAGCUUCUACAUCCCAGUGGCGAUCAUGAUUGUCACCUACACCAAGAUAUACCGCAUCGCGCAGAGGCAAAUCCGCCGCAUUGCCUCACUGGAGAGGGCCGCCGAGCACGCUCACAAUUGCCAACUCAAUCCGAACGACUGUCCCAACGAGAUGUCGUUCAAGACGUCCUUCAAGAAGGAGACCAAGGUGCUGAAGACGCUCUCGGUCAUCAUGGGAGUGUUCGUGUUCUGCUGGCUUCCGUUUUUCAUCCUGAACUGCGUGGUGCCCUUCUGCGACAGCGCCGGAGUCGAGGGGGAUGACGAGCAGCAGCAGCAGCAGCAUCACCCGUUGUGCGUGAGCGAGACCACGUUCAGCAUCUUCGUAUGGUUCGGCUGGGCCAACUCGUCGCUGAACCCCAUCAUAUACGCCUUCAACGCCGACUUUCGCAAAGCUUUCUCUACCCUCCUUGGGUGCAACACGCUGUGCGCCAGCACGCCGGUCGAGACGGUGAACCUGAGCAACGAGGUCGCCUCCUACCCGCACGACGUGACGAGCAACCACAAGGACGGCGGCGCCAACUACGUGCAGUUCAUCCCGCACGUGGUCAUCGUCAACGACGAGAGCGACGGCGACUUCGACAAAGUUCCCGAGGAGUCGCGGAGCAUGCGGGAGGACAGGUCCGGCAUCGACCACAGGCUGGACUGCGAUGAAGACGUGAGUCUCGAGACCAUCACACCCUUCACUCCCAAUGGGGUGCACGAAACGUAGCUCGGACGCAAGCUUGAGCAGAGAGAACAAAACAAGAACUCCCGUGGAACAUUUUGCACGAAGGAUAAGACUGCCUUAGGAUCGCUUGACUGAACAAAGAGUCCCUUCAGAAUGAUUACGUUCUGCUUUUAAGACUUGCAUUGAGGAGCUCAAACUUUCAGUGGGGGUGAUAUGCUGCUGGACUAGUAACGUGUCUUUAACAAGAGCCAGUUAAGUGGGACCACUGUAGCCAGAACUUAUAUUUAAACAGUAUUGGUUCAGUCACCGAUAUUCCAGAACUGCUGCUUUGAAAGACGACUUUUAUUCAGAUAUUGUGAACAGUAUUGAUUCAUAACGUCAUUAUGAAAGUAUUAACGCGUUAUGAGAAGUUAAAAACAAACUUUUUUGAAACAGACAUUAACUUCUGUUGUUUUGCUUAAGGUAACAAGACAAGUUUAGCACUGCAACGCUAAAAGAAUAUAGCUGCAUUCAUUAACAUAUUGGGACAGUGCUUGGAUAUUUAGAAUGUCUUUAGUGAAACUAGAAAUAAAUAAAUACAGUAAUGCACUUUCAUGAUGUCCUGUUUCAGUACCCUGGACAGCUCCAUUUGAGUGUUUCACCCCGUUGAGUAACAUUUGAUUAAUGUGCCUGAUCAUGCUACAAGUGCAGUGGUUCACUUUAUUAACCCAACAGCAGAAACCAUUUGCUGUUAAAUAUUGCUGUCAACCAUUGUAAUUUUAGAAUUGGCAAUAAAUUUAAAUUUAUUUUGGAAUAA
Molecule: messenger RNA, 3333 nt
Organism: Petromyzon marinus (sea lamprey)
Lineage: Eukaryota; Metazoa; Chordata; Hyperoartia; Petromyzontiformes; Petromyzontidae
Product: D(1) dopamine receptor
Biological process (GO): positive regulation of MAPK cascade; adenylate cyclase-activating adrenergic receptor signaling pathway; G protein-coupled dopamine receptor signaling pathway
Cellular component (GO): plasma membrane
Molecular function (GO): G protein-coupled receptor activity; dopamine neurotransmitter receptor activity, coupled via Gs
Source: RefSeq, a predicted model, not a curated record